Messenger RNA from Dinoponera quadriceps, 2074 nucleotides. It is a transcript of the gene Bx42, whose product is annotated as puff-specific protein Bx42. The transcript is spliced from 8 exons. Gene Ontology annotation, biological process: mRNA splicing, via spliceosome. The record is from RefSeq and is a predicted model, not a curated record. NCBI's taxonomy places the organism in Eukaryota, Metazoa, Arthropoda, Insecta, Hymenoptera, Formicidae. Gene Ontology annotation, cellular component: spliceosomal complex. The coding region runs from base 96 to 1727 and encodes 543 amino acids.
GUUCCGUUUUCCGCGCGAUACUGCCUCACCUGACACAUGACAUCUCCGGCGCUUCAAUCGUCUCGUUGCAGUGAGCCUUGUACUAUUCGUAACAAAUGUCCUUGACAAAUUUAUUGCCUGCUCCCACCCAAGUGGUGUGGGACAGAGAGGAUGAGGCACGUGAACAAAAAUUGCGCCAGCGACCUGUUUCAGCACUGGUCAAAGCUGUCGUCACCGCUCCGCCUUAUGGACAACGACGAGGAUGGGUGCCGCGCAAUCCAGAAGACUUUGGGGAUGGAGGAGCUUUUCCCGAGAUUCAUGUUGCGCAGUAUCCACUUGGAAUGGGAAUGAAGGGCAAGGAAACGACAAGCAAUGCCUUAGCAGUGCAACUUGAUGCUCAAGGAAAAAUAAAGUAUGACCUGAUAGCUAGACAAGGCCAUGGUAAAGACAAGAUUGUAUACAGUAAAUUGAGCGACUUGUUGCCGUCAGAAAUUACAAACGAGGAAGAUCCUACUUUGCAACGGCCAACCGAUGAGGAAAUUGACGAGCUCACGGACAAGACGAAGAAAGCUUUGGAAAAGAUAACGAGAUCAAAAAUCGCGGCGGCCAUGCCUGUGAGAUGCGCAGAGAAACAAGCGCCAGCUCAGUACAUUCGCUACACACCGUCGCAGCAAGGGCAGUCAUUCAACUCAGGCGCAAAGCAACGGGUGAUCAGAAUGGUGGAGGCACAAGUGGAUCCUUUGGAGCCACCAAAGUUCAAAAUCAACAAGAAGAUUCCGAGAGGCCCUCCGUCCCCGCCAGCACCUGUCAUACAUUCUCCUACCAGGAAAGUGACGGUGAAGGAGCAAAAGGAAUGGAAAAUUCCACCGUGCAUAAGUAACUGGAAAAACGCAAAGGGUUAUACAAUUCCGUUGGACAAGCGUCUUGCCGCGGAUGGCCGCGGCUUGCAACAAGUUCACAUCAACGAGAACUUCGCCAAACUAGCGGAAGCUUUGUACAUCGCCGACAGGAAAGCCCGUGAAGCCGUCGAGAUGCGGGCGCAGUUGGAGAAGAAACUGGCUCAGAAGGAGAAAGAGAAGAAGGAGGAUCACUUGAGACAACUCGCCCAGAAAGCCAGAGAGGAGCGCGCUGGCUUGAAAUCCGCUACGGCAUUAGAUAAAGCCGAGGAGUCGCGCGAGAGGGACCAGCUCAGACAAGAGCGGCACAAAGAUCGCGCUCGUGAGCGCAAUUUGGCGCGCGCCGCGCCCGACAAACGGUCUCGUCUGCAACGCGAGCGUGAGCGCGACAUCAGCGAGCAGAUCGCUCUCGGCUUGCCCGCGAAGAGCAUCCCGAACACCGGGGAGGCGCAGUUCGAUCAGCGUCUCUUCAACACCAGUAAAGGCAUGGACAGCGGUUACGGCCACGACGACGAGUACAACGUAUAUGACAAGCCGUGGAAGGACAGCAACUGCUUCGCUUCGCACAUUUAUCUUCCCAGCAAGAACAUCGAUAAAGACACUUACGGCGACGAUCUUGAGAAAUUGGUCAAGACAAACAGAUUCGUUCCCGACAAGGAGUUCAGCGGAACCGACCGAUCGGCCACGCGUUCCGGACCGGUGCAGUUCGAGAAAGACGAGGAGGAUCCAUUCGGUUUGGAUCAGUUCUUGAAGCAGGCCAAACGCGCCAGCAGUUCCACCACGACGACAAAUAAGCGAAGCAGGGAUGAUCGCGACAAGAGAGAUGAUCGCGAGAAGCGGAGGAAGCAUUAGGCAUUCGACGGUACACAAUGCAUUGAGUGUGUAAUUAUACAUAAUUGUUGCAACACAAUUAUUAAGUAUCUGCCUGAUAUCGGAAUCUACGGGACUCCGAUCCAAGUAUGUUUUAGGAAAUUUUGUUAUAAAAUUAUUUUUAUUAAUCGCAUAUUAUAUAUCGUUAAUUAUAUAGAGUCAUAUGCACGUGCGGGGCUUUCCGUGCGCACGCUGUAUCAAAUACCGAAAUAUUAAGAUCAAUACACAAAAUAAUACAAGAUAAAUUAUAUAGAUGGUAAUCUUGUAAAAUAAUCUUGUAAUGUAAUCGUGCAUACUUUUUUGUAAUAAAACGAUGUUCCUGUCAGGGA